Messenger RNA from Microsporum canis CBS 113480, 2124 nucleotides. RefSeq lists its product as hypothetical. The transcript has 3 exons. Lineage: Eukaryota; Fungi; Ascomycota; Eurotiomycetes; Onygenales; Arthrodermataceae. The record is from RefSeq and is a predicted model, not a curated record. The coding region runs from base 1 to 2124 and encodes 707 amino acids.
AUGGGCGGAUUUGAAAUGGCAAUGGGCAUGGCAGCGGCAGGCCCGCCACCACCCAACCCACCUGGUUCAGGUUAUAGCAAUGUACCUAUGUCUCGACCUAUCAUCAUCCAAAAUGAGACAGACGAGGAGAAUGCAGAAGACAAGGAAAACCAAGAUAUUGCGGCUUUUGUGCCAGUCUCAACCACUCCAUUUACAUCUGCUGCUCUCACUACUUCCAUUACUGUCGCCCUUCCAGCCAUUGCAGCUUCUACGGCUACUCCAGCAAUUCCCACCGUUCUCAAUUCUGGAGAGAGAAGACCACCCAGGCAACCAUGCAGAGCAGGCACCGACGACCCUGAAAAUUACACUGAUAUCAUCCCAUCCCAAAGUUCAUGGAGCUUUGAUAACCUUCCAGAUAUCCUUUACCGUGGAGUGAGAUUCCGACAGGCGUUCUCCAUUGCAUCUUGGGGUGUCUCGAGCAAACAAACCGACACCGCCAUAGAGAUCAUUCGAGCCAAACUUAUUAAAGCAAAUGUUGAUCUGAGUAAGAACACUACACGCGGUGUUACGCCAGGGUUAAAAUUCCUAGAUCAAGGAGAAACUGGUGGGAGGGUGCCUACUCCCAAACAGUAUGCUAAACGUCCCGAUACGACAAUUCGACGAGGGAUGGCCGCAGCGAACGUAGCACCGCGAAGCAUCGGUCCAGCGCUAGCUCCGGUACUUAGAAUACAAGCACCUACCCCAGCAAUCACCCCUGAGACGAAUGCAACGGCUACUGGAGCCCCAGUUAUCCCCUCCUCAACUGCAACCGCAUCCACAUAUCCGGCAACUCCAGCGAUAUCAACUUUGGCUGGCGGUUUGCCAACCCCAAUCCCCUCACCAACUCCAACUCUGUCUGCCCAGGUACUCGUCAGAGCUGCAACGGAUGCAAUUGCAAACCCUCAAGCUCACUGUUACAUGGCGCCAGUGGUCUCAGAGUCAGGCGAGAUCGGAAGAGCCAGGGCGCCAGACAUGGAUGCAGCCAACGAUAUGUUGGAAAGUGCAAUUGAAAAUAUACUCCAGAGACAUACAAGAAACCCAGAUUUCGAAAAUGCCCUCCGUCAGACAAGUGUAAUGCAAGAGUAUCGCAGUCACUUUACACCAAGACCACCUCAGACACUCACCGAAGCUGGGGCUUAUUUUAGAAGAGCAGAUGCUAUUCGGAGGCAGACAAAUGGUAUUAGAAGCCAUGUGGCAGACACAGAGCCAGCCUUUACCCCAAUGCCACAGCCUCUGCCUGCUUUGAAUUCAGAGCACUAUCUUCUUCGAAGAGUUCAGCGCAUGCCUAUUGGAGGCUCUGCAGCACCUCGAAUUGAAAAGUCUGCGUCUCGCAGGAACUGUCAAAUUCAUCCCUCGCCUGCCCGAAAGCCCAAUCAAUGUAAGAACUUCCGCGAGGCUGUCAGAAAUGUCAAUGUCAACAGAAUCUCUCAAGCCAUUACCAGUGUUCAUGCCAAUAGCAUCGCUCAACCUGCACAGCCAAUGGAAGAUAUCCAAAGCUACGGCGGAAAUCCAGGAGUCGAUGACAUUGAAAUUAUUGAUAUCAGCGACGAUGAAGUUGUUGAACAUCCACCUACAUCUCCAAUUCCCAAGCUCGAAGAGACAGACAAUGCCCAGUACGAAUUAGACGGGCUGGAUCCCGCUACUGUACGCAGUAUCGUGAACAGUACUGAGGCUAGAACUGAAACGGAGUUUCUUCAGCUUUGCGACCGAUUCACCAAUAGCACAAGAAACAAUGUGGCGGACGAGAGCGUGCGCCAAACCGAAGACCUUACCGCCGAGUGCAAUGAUCUGCGAGAACGUGCUCUCCGAAUAGCCGCACAGGAGCUCGAUGACGCUGUGCGGGUUGAAGAUGAUAUCGCAGAGGAGAUAGACGCAACCCCCUCAUUCGAUGAGCUUAUCAACAUAUAUGAACAUGAAGAAGAGGAUGAGCUGGAACAUCCAGGUGCUCAGGAGAUGGGAAAUGCACCAAUUGAAGACCCUUAUGAGCGAAUUGCGGCUGAGAUGCAACUCAUAGCUAGCCAGCAAAUGGACCAAUUUUUGGGAAUGAGCCCGGAACAACAGAACAGAUUUCUAGCUGGAUACCCAGGCGGCGAAUGGGAAUUAUGA